GACAAUGGCCUCCCAAGUGUGUCAGAACUACCACAAGGACUGUGAGGCUGCUGUUAACAAGCAGAUCAACCUGGAGCUCUAUUCCUCCUAUGUUUACCUCUCCAUGUUCUCUCACUUUGACCAGGAUGAUGUUGCCCUGCGUCACUUUGCUGAUUUCUUCAAGGAGCAGUCCCAUGAGGAAUGGGAACAUGCUGAGAAACUUCUGGCAUUCCAGAAUAAACGUGGAGGCCGUGUCCUCCUGCAGGACAUCAAGAAGCCAGAGCAUGAUGAGUGGGGCAGUGGUCUGGAUGCAAUGCAGACAGCUCUGCAGAUGGAGAAGGAUGUGAACCAGAGUCUGCUGGAUCUGCACAAACUCGCCUCUGGCAACACUGACCGUCAUUUCUCUUACUUUGACCGGGAUGAUGUUGCCCUGCAUCACUUUGCUCAGUUCUUCAAGGAGCAGUCCCAUGAGGAACGGGAACAUGCUGCGAGACUGAUUGCAUUCCAGAAUAAACGUGGAGGCCGAGUCCUCCUGCAGGACAUCAAGAAGCCAGAGCAGGAUGAGUGGGGCAAUGGUCUGGAGGCAAUGCAGAGAGCUCUGCAGAUGGAGAAGGAUGUGAACCAGAGUCUGCUGGAUCUGCACAAACUCGCCUCUGGCCACACGGACCCUCAUCUGUGUGACUUCCUGGAGAGGCACUACUUGGAUGAGCAAGUGAAGAUGAUCAAGAAGCUGGGAGAUCACAUCACCAACCUGAAGAGACUGGGAGCCCCUGCCAAUGGCAUGGGAGAGUACCUGUUUGACAGGCUCACACUCAGCUGA
This is a messenger RNA of Stegostoma tigrinum, 799 nucleotides long. RefSeq names its product ferritin heavy chain A-like. Lineage: Eukaryota; Metazoa; Chordata; Chondrichthyes; Orectolobiformes; Stegostomatidae. The transcript is spliced from 6 exons. The record is from RefSeq and is a predicted model, not a curated record. Gene Ontology annotation, cellular component: cytoplasm. Gene Ontology annotation, biological process: intracellular iron ion homeostasis; iron ion transport. Gene Ontology annotation, molecular function: ferrous iron binding; ferric iron binding. The coding region runs from base 5 to 799 and encodes 264 amino acids.